AUGCAAGUAUCGUUGUUACGUUUAGCGACGUUCUUCAUAUACUUGACCCUGAUGCUUGCGGCCAAAAUACCUGCUGAUUCCAAAGGAGACGAUACCAAGGUUGUAACUCCAGGAGAUGACAAUAAGAAAGCUGACAAACUUAUUCUUAACAAAUCAAUUGGAUUCAUUGAUAGUUUGAACAAAGGAUCAGAUUCAAUAUCCAAGAAAGAAGAUAACAAUGAAGGAAACGCUAUUGGAAUCCCUCCAGCUUUGACUUCUGCUGAUUUUGAUAUUGUUACAAGUAAUCAGUUGACUUUGGUUGAAUUCUUUUCACCAUAUUGUUCCCGUUGUAAACAGCUUGCGCCAAUUUGGGAAGCAACAUAUCUAAAAUUCAAAUCCGAAUACCCUGGUUUAAACAUUGAUAUGAGACAAGUGAACUGUGUUGAAAGUGGAGAUUUAUGUAACCGUGAAAAUAUUCAAUUUUACCCCAAUAUCUUGUUGUAUGCCCCCAGUAUAGAUUCAAAGGGGAAUCGUAUACCCAAAGAACUGAGAAAUAUUGGAAAUUAUCCAAGGAAUUUAGAUAGAACAGAGGAGAAUUUUAUCAAAUAUUUAAAAACAUCAGUUGCUGAAUAUGAUUCUGGUGCAAAUAAUUUACCUAGUGCUUCAAAUAUCUUAAAUACUGAUCAGGUUUUGAAUUUAUUAGCUGGAAAUAUUAAUGUGCCUACAUUUGUUGCAUUUUUCCCGUCAACAAAGAAAGAAAUGAGGAAAAGUAGAUUCGGUAGACAAUGUGUAGAUUGUGUCCAUUAUAAACAAGUAUGGGAUAAUUUAUCUAACAAAAUCCUUUCAGUGGCUGAAUCUGGCCAUGUUGCUUGUCUCGAUAGUCCUAAAGUAUGUAAGAAAUUAGGACUGCUUGAUGAAAAGAAUUCAGCAGGAUUACCUAAAUAUGUAAUGUUCUUACCUAAAUCGGUAGGAAUCAUUAGAUUCAAUUAUACUGGGCCUGUCGAAACUGAUGCCAUGAAGGUUUGGGUAACAAAAUUAUUUUAUAAUUCAAGAUUUGAGACUAUUUCUGCAACGGGUCUUAAGAAUGUCAUGGAACAUACCGAAUUGCUUGCCAAAAAACCAAUUCAACAUGAAUUCCCCUUGAAGAAUAAAGUUACUGUGUUGUUUUAUUAUGAUGGUGAUACAAUUUCUGAAGAAGAUAAAGCAGUUUUACCUUAUUUAUUACAAACGUUACAAAAAUCACCAUUUAAUGUUCAAUUAUAUACUUCCAAGAAUCCAAAAUUAGAAAAGAAAGUCGAGACUAUGGGCAAGAAUUUGAUUGAUUUUAUUAAUUAUGAUGAUUCACUGUCAAAAUAUAGCUUUGACAAAGGAAUGCAUGUCUCAACAACAUUGUCUUCCAAACCUACGAUACUUGUAUUCAAAGAUAACUCAUUAAUUGUUGACGUGUAUCAAAGUGUCGCCCCAGAAGACCUUAGGAUAUAUGAAAGAUUGGAAAAGUUUAUUGAAAGAGUCCAAUAUCCGUUAUAUCAAGAAUUAACGGGUGAUUUAUUACCUGCUUAUUUCAGUCGUGAUUGGAAGAAGAAGGAUUACAAGAUUGUGGUUACAUUUGUUGAAACUGAAGAUCAAAAGGCGACCAAUGAUGAAUUAUAUCAAAUCUCGGUGGCUGCACAUGAAUAUCAUCAUUUGAAAAAGAAAUAUUAUUAUGAUAAAUUACUUCAAGAUAGACAAGAUAAGAAUGAUAGAGUUCAAAAAUUAAAAGCUGCAAAUGCUGAUAGUGUCAAGAUUUUAGAAACUAUGAGAGAUGAAAUUCCCCAUUUCUGGGAUAGCGACGAUGUUUUGUUUACAUUUAUUGAUAAACCUAGGGCCAAGAAAGAAUUUUCUGACGUUAGAGGAUGGAAAAUUAAUCCGGACAAUUAUCAAGUUGGUGAUAGUAUAAUUAUAAGUAAAGAUAAUCGAUACUAUUGGGAUCAAGAUAUAAAUGGUGAUCAAUUAAAGAAUGAUCCAAAAUCAAUGAAACAAGUUUUACUUUCAUUAUUAGAUCCGACUUUAACCAGCGCAAAAAUUCAAACCAAAGUUGUUGGAAGUCCAUAUGGAGGACCAUUACAAUUUAUGGACACGGUUCAUGAUGCGGGUAUUCUCGGGUAUUUGGGUGUUUUCAUCGUGUUGUAUUUGAUUUUAUUCUUGUUAAGAAAAUUAAGAAAAAGAAGAAGAAAUAAUAGAUCACCAGCACCGCCAAAUUUGGGUAUACUUGGCCAAGAAAUACCCAAGAAAGAUUAA
Molecule: messenger RNA, 2256 nt
Organism: Hemisphaericaspora subhashii
Lineage: Eukaryota; Fungi; Ascomycota; Pichiomycetes; Serinales; Debaryomycetaceae
Product: protein disulfide isomerase
Exons: 1
Coding region: 1-2256 (751 amino acids)
Biological process (GO): protein folding
Cellular component (GO): endoplasmic reticulum
Molecular function (GO): protein disulfide isomerase activity
Source: RefSeq, a predicted model, not a curated record